This is a messenger RNA of Paramecium pentaurelia, 1461 nucleotides long. The record is from the annotation of a GenBank genome assembly. NCBI's taxonomy places the organism in Eukaryota, Ciliophora, Oligohymenophorea, Peniculida, Parameciidae.
AUGAAAUUAUUAGACAACGCAUUAGACUAAGACAGCACUGAUGUAUACUAUGAAUCAACUAGCCGAUAUUUCUAAUUAACAUUAUUUUUAGGAGCUUUGGUAUCUAAUAUAAUGUUUGGAUUUUCAUUAUCUCCCAUAACAAAAGAAAUUUCAACUAUUUAUGGAGUUUCCUAAACGUAAUACAUAUGAUAGAGAACAUAGGUGGCUCUAAUUGUUGAGUGUGAGCUUUACCCUAUUCUCAGCAAUUAUGAUUAUUCCAGGAAAUAUUUUAAGCGAAAAAUACGGAAUAUAAUAUAAUAUUAAAUUAGGUAUAUAUGGCAUAAAAUUAUUAAGGUUGCCUUCUAACAUUUAUAGGAUCAUUAAUGGCAUUAUUAGUUAAUUAUUCAUUCUGGUGGCUCUAUCUUGGAGAAUUAGUAUCUUUGGUAGGAUUUCCUUUUCGUUUGAUAUCUGCAUCCAAAUUUACAGCUAAUUGGUUUUAUCCAAAGAAUAGAAUUAUUAUUAUGGUUAUUAUUGCUCUUCUCUUCAAUUCAAGCACUGGAAUAUCUAUAAAGAUACCCUUAUUUAUAUUUGGUGAUUAUGAUGUUGAACAAGAUGCCUUUAAUAAUUAUUCCUAAGGUAAAACAUAUGUGUUUUAAUUAAUGGCUUUUUUAUCAGGAAUUAUGUUUAUUACAACAGUUCCAACUUUAUUUUUCUUUAAGGCUAAACCUAAACAUCCUCCUUCUUAUAGUGCAUCUGAAGUAUAUAUUAAUUAAUUACAUUUUUAGUAAUGUGUUAGGGAGAAUUACACAAAAGCAGCAAAAUUGUUAAUAAAAAAUUCAGAUUAUUUGAAAUUAGCAUUUGCAUUUUCAUUAAUAUUGGGGCCAGUAUUGUUACUCACUGUAUAAAUGGAAUUUGUUGUUAAACCUUUUGGAUAUAAUUUGGAAUCAAUUUCUAAUGUUAUUUUAGUAGGAGUAAUAGCAGGAUUAAUUGGAGAUGUUGUAGUUGGAUCAUUUGUGAAAAAAUUAGGAAGAUAUAAAAUGGUAUUGUAAAUUUGUAAUGCAUCAACUACUUUUUUUUAUGGAUUCCUUAUAUUGAGUUUGGUUAUUAAAGCUCAUUGGUUAUUUUAUAUAUGCUAUUUCUUUGUUUGUCUAUGUUCGAGUAUUUUAGCUUUAACAUUUGAAUUUUCUUGUGAAAUCAGUUUCCCAGUAAGCGAAACAUCUACUAUCGCAUAUUUAGGAUUGAUUGGAAAUGGAUUUAACUUUUUAUAAGCUAUCCCUGAAAUUCUUAUACUUUAGGUAAAUUAUUAAAGAAAUUUAGAUUGGCACUGAAGCCUCUUCGAUUAUUACUUUGAUAAUUAUGUUUGGAAUAGGGUUAUUUGGUAAUUUUAUUUCCUAUUCUAUUAAUGAAAAGUUGAAGAGACAAUAAGUGGAUAAUCUUCAUGAUACAAGAUAAAACUUGGAAUCAUAAUGUGAUACUGAUUGA